ACAAGUUGGGUGUUCCAACAAAAUGAAAAGAAAAUCUGUCUUCCAGUUUUCCUGGCAAUAGUUUCUCUUGGUGUGGCAAUAGCCCUGUCUUCCUUCUCUCUCUCUCCCCCUCUCUCUCUCACACACACACACACACACACACACACACACACACAGAGACUGAGAGAGACUCCUCCUUUUUGAGCAGUGAUCACAGAGAACGCAUGACUAAAGUGGGUAGGGCUCAGAACUCCGAAAGAAUAGAAAUUGCAAAAAGCAAAAGCAAUCCCUACUCCGUACUCACUAGCAAUCACACAGAAUAAUUCAACUGUACAUUCUGUCAACUGCCCUAUAUAAACCCUUUUAGCUGCUAUCUUUGAACAGAGAAGUUCUCAAUAUUCAAAAAGGACUUCGACCUGUCGUGUCAUUUCCAACUAUUUUUUCUCAAUUCUAUCUGUACCAUUUUUUCCCAUUACUCUAUGGUAUUGGAGCAACACAAGAAUAUUGCAAGAUACAUUGAACUCAAACCGAGAUCCGAAUUGAUCGAAUCCGUACGCUACUUUUUUGGGAGCAGUCUAAUAGAGAGAAAUACUUGUGAUGAUAUACGGUGGUAGGAAAUGGAAAGGGUUCCUGAAACGAAACCACUUCCCAGCCAAUUACCCACAGCAGCUAAGGUUACAAGUACUCAGACCACUUUGUUAAAAGAGGAGAUUAAGAACCCACCAAAAGUACGUGGCUAUAAGGAGUUGGAUUCACUCACCCCUGCAGGAGCAUGGAAAGGAAAAGUCUCUUUGCAGGAUAAAGGAAAAAUCAUCUCUGAUAUUGCUCCGUUUGAACUCAAUGAUGAUGCAUUUGAAGAAAUUGGCUCUACUCCAUUCCAUGGGGUGAGUCACCCCCCUGCAGGAGCAUGGAAAGGAAAUGUCGCUUUGCAGGAUAAAGAAAAAAUCAUCUCUGAUAUUGCUCCAUUUGAACUCAGUGGUGAUGCAUUUGAAGAAAUUGGCUCUACUUCAUUCCAUGGGGUGAGUCAUCCCCCUGAACCUGUUGAUAUGGACCUGAUGAGACCAGUCUAUGUGCCACUUGGACAGAGCAAGAGUGAUGGAAAAUGUUUGGUUGCAAGUCUUUCCAUGAAGGUUCCUUUCACGAAAGAUCUUUCAAACCAAGUUCCAAGUAUUGAACCAAACCCAUCAUUAUUUUCAUCUGCGGAGAGCUUAGUUGAAGAGCCUAAUAAUUUAGGGCCAGUCUCCUCUCCAUUUUUAGUUCCUCGUCCAUCAGAAAAUACAGAUUCAAGUCUUCUUGCAGAUUCUGAGGACAAAGAAUGUGUAUGGGAUGCUUCGUUACCUCCAAGCGGCAAUGUUAGUCCACACAGUAGCAUUGAUAGCACCGGUGUUGUUACAGCUAUGAGCAUUGUUAAUAGCUGCACGAGCACAUACAGGAGUGAUGGGUUAAUGAGUGAUGGCAUGCUUAGCGUGGAUAGAAACUAUGCUAGUACGAAAGGGAGCAUUCUAGGGGAUUCUCUUGAGAGUACUAAAAGUAGCAUUAGUAGAGCAAGCGAUAGCAGUGUCCUUAGUGAUGACAGUAACUGGAGUAAUAUUACUGGCAGUGCAAAUAAGCCUCACAAAGGAAAUGAUCCCAGAUGGAAGGCUAUACUUGCUAUUCGAUUGCGUGACGGUAUAUUAGGCAUGAACCAUUUCAGGUUACUUAAAAGACUUGGUUGUGGAGACAUUGGAAGUGUGUAUCUGUCUGAGCUGAGUGGGACUCGGUGUUUCUUUGCUAUGAAGGUGAUGGAUAAGGCAUCCCUUGCUAGCCGGAAUAAGUUGACUAGGGCUCAGACGGAAAGAGACAUCCUGCAGCUGCUGGAUCAUCCAUUCUUACCGACUUUGUACACUCAUUUUGAGACAGACAGAUUCUCGUGCUUGGUCAUGGAAUAUUGCCCAGGAGGCGAUCUGCAUACCAUGAGGCAGCGUCAACCAGGGAAACAUUUUUCAGAGUAUGCAGCACGGUAUGCACUUGUUCAUCACUCUCUUUGAUGUCUCGAGCAUGUAUUAGUCUUAUAUUUGACCAGUAGAUCUUUGCUUUUAAUUAAUUUUGUCUUUUCCUGGGAUUAAGUCGUUAUUGUGUGCACAUCUCUUGCAAUCUUCUUUUACCAUGUCACAUGCGCUUUCAGACUUGCUAUCAUAUAUGAAUUGAUUUCUUUUACAAAGCACAUUUACAUUACCUAUAUGGAUGAAAAAUGACAGGCAACUUUCUUGUGUUUCUUAUUUGUCCCACCAGACUUUUAUUAUGCACGUAGUUGAAUUAGGUUGUACAUAAGGAUUUAUUCUGGAUCGUGUAAUGAGGUAGCGCUGUCAUUAAGUCACUAUCAGUAUGAUAGAAUCCUUUAGUUCAUUGUCUGUCCUGGACAACUCGGAAUCUGGUGAUAUGAUAGAGGUUAUCACUGAGUAUUGUCUCUUGCUAGACAGUAAGAUGAGUUGGUCAGAGACCAACAACCUAAUUUCUUUCAUUUCCUAGGCCUGGCGGUUCACUAAUGUAACUCUUUGUUAGCAUGCUCUAGAUGUUACUCCCUUGAUGGGUCAUAUUAAUAUGCUUAAUGAAGCUCUAUCUUUUUAUUCAACUAAAGAUAUUUCAGAACUAAGAUUCUUUUAGUUGAGUAGGUAUCAUUUCUAAUUACAAGAGAAAAUAUAGAUUCUUCUGCUGAUUGUUUGAUUUUAUGAUAUAAUACAUGGGUAUUUAUGCAUGCGGUGUUUCUAUGUACUUCAUUUAUGACUGCAUUAAUGAGGAUAUUAUCCCGAGUCCCGAUCACAUCUGGCAUUGCACAGAGGAUUUUCGUUCUUUAAAUUUAAAAUGAUUUAGAGGUGACAGUUAGUCCAUUUUUAUCUCAUAUAACUAUCGUUAGUUCAUUAUGUACUAAGUUUCAUGUGUAUAUGUAUCCACUAGAUUGAUUCUUUGCUAAAGGAUACACAUCUUAUCGUAGGUAUCUAUUGUUCCCAUUUUUAUAUUUUGAUUAUCUUCAU
Molecule: messenger RNA, 2990 nt
Organism: Olea europaea var. sylvestris
Lineage: Eukaryota; Viridiplantae; Streptophyta; Magnoliopsida; Lamiales; Oleaceae
Product: protein kinase G11A-like
Exons: 3
Coding region: 597-2006 (469 amino acids)
Biological process (GO): protein phosphorylation
Cellular component (GO): nucleus; plasma membrane; cytoplasm
Molecular function (GO): ATP binding; protein serine/threonine kinase activity
Source: RefSeq, a predicted model, not a curated record